This is a messenger RNA of Telopea speciosissima, 3878 nucleotides long. RefSeq lists its product as uncharacterized. Lineage: Eukaryota; Viridiplantae; Streptophyta; Magnoliopsida; Proteales; Proteaceae. Gene Ontology annotation, molecular function: transcription corepressor activity. Gene Ontology annotation, cellular component: nucleus. The transcript has 4 exons. The record is from RefSeq and is a predicted model, not a curated record. Bases 246 to 3095 code for a protein of 949 amino acids.
GCUCUGUCUCUGUGUUUUAAAUCCCCCCUCCCUUGCUAAAAACUCGUAUGUUAUUAUUUUCUCUCUCUAGCCCUUCUCUCUCUCUGUAGUCUAGGCCAGAGGGAGAACACGACUUUGGUUUAGUUGUCCUUCCCUUGGCCUUCCCUCUCUUUUUAUCUUCUUCUUUGCCUUCGUUAGCCAUGAAAGCUCAGCUCUUUUAAAGCAGGCUUUCGUUUUAACGUGGGUUUUGACGUUUAAGCUCUUCCAUGGAGCAGAUGGAUUCAGCUGAACUGAACCUUGAAUGCAUAGAAAAAACAUCUCCCGACCAGUUACUUGCACCAGGUUCUCCAGAAAUAAGUGGUAUCGUUGGAGAUCCACAGGUGCUUCCUCGAAUUGGGGAUCAGUAUCAGCUGGAAAUUCUACCACUGAUAGAAGAAUCUGACCGUAUUCAGCUUCUAAAGAAUCCAACUGAUGCACAAGACAUGGUUGACAUUACCAAUUCUUUUAUAAUGGGAUUACCCAUCCCUAUUAUGUGGGUCCAUGAUGAUCUUGCUAAUGAUAAAUGUGAAUCGCUGGAACAUCUCAGUGAUCCAGAUGACGCAAUGGACCGAAAUGGGUUAGUAGAGUCUGAAAAUAACAAAGAGGACCAGAUUAUUUCAAAUAAUGGAGAUUUGAAACUUGAAUCUUUGGAUGUUGCUCCAAAAUAUGGAAAAGGAGUCGGGCCAUCAGAAAGCCUUGAGUCUUCUGUGGUGGUAAGCAAGCAGAUGGAUGUGGUGUUGCCUAUGGUCCAAGAAAGGAAAUCUAACCUGGUUCAGAUGCGUGGAGGCAGAACUUAUUGUCCAGUUCCGGGCUCUUUAGGUGGAUCCUGGAGUGACAUUGAGAAGGAGAGUUUUAUCCUUGGUCUAUAUGUCUUUGGAAAGAAUCUUAUUCAGGUGAAAAGAUUUAUGGAGAGUAAAGAGAUGGGGGAUAUACUAUCUUUCUAUUAUGGGGAGUUUUAUGGGUCUGAUGGGCAUCGUAAAUGGGUAGAGUGCAGGAAGAUAAGAAGCAGAAGGUGUAUACAUGGGCAAAGAAUUUUUACUGGAUUGAGGCAACAAGAAUUGUUGUCACGCUUGCUUCCUCAUGCGUCAGAGGAAUGCCAGAAUACUUUGCUGGAGGUGUCUAGGACAUUUGGAGAGGGGAAAAUUUCUUUAGAAGAAUAUGUAUCCACCUUAAAGGCUACAGUUGGCAUGAACAUCCUUAUUGAAGCUGUAGGAAUUGGUAAAGGGAAACAAGAUCUGACAGGCAUCAUGAUGGAGCCUCUAAAGUCCAAUCAAGUUAUUUCUACUCGUCCUGAAAUACCAAUCGGCAAGGCAUGCUCAUCACUUACAUCUGGGGAAAUCAUCAAGUUUCUAACAGGAGACUUCCGGUUAAGCAAAGCCCGGUCAAAUGAUCUCUUUUGGGAAGCAGUUUGGCCCCGUUUACUAGCAAGAGGGUGGCACUCUGAGCAGCCUAAGAAUCAUGGGUGUACUGGUUCCAAGCAUGCUUUGGUGUUCCUUGUACCUGGUGUUAAGAAAUUCUCAAGAAGGAGACAUGUGAAAGGAAACCAAUACUUUGAUUCUGUCAGUGAUGUCUUGAAUAAAGUUGCGUCAGACCCAAGGCUUCUGGAGCUUGAGGUUGAAGCAGUUACAAGUGGAGGCAAGGAAGAAUUUAGGUGGGAGUCGGAGUUGAAAUUGGAUCAAGGUGGGUUCUCUGAUCGUCAACGACAUUGUUAUCUUCGACCACGCCUUUCAAAUUGCAAGUCAGACCUCAUGAAGUUUACUAUUGUGGAUACCAGUUUGGUUCAUGGAGAAGGACCAUCGAAAAUCAGAGAACUAAGAAGUAUACCUGUCGACACUACUAAUACUUCCAUCCCAACUAAAAUAUCCAGAGAACCUGAGGGAGAUAGCUCUGAGGAGAAUUUGGAUGAUCCAGACCCGGGUCAUGAUCAAGGUGAUGCUAAUAUUUCCAGCCCUUCAAAGGUCAUGUUUAACAGGGGGUCUCAUUCUGACACAUCAAAUUGCAUUAAGCAUGUUAUGCCAACUUACUGUCAAGAUCCCUCAAAUGGGCCAUCAGACAAUCAUGAGAAUUCAUAUCGCAAUAUUGAGAAGCAACCAAGGAACACUAAGUGCCAACUCAGCCGGCUUGCUAAUGGUCCAGGUCCCUCCAGUGGUUUAUCAGACAACCAUGAGAAUACAUACUCCAAUACUGAGAAGCAACCAAGGAAGACUAGGUGCCAAUUCAGCCAGAGGGUGAAACCCAGCCAGUCAAACCAUGCCCCCGUCACAAAAAGGCGGAGGUUGACUGCUUGUAGUCAUUCAGAAACAAGCCGCAGUAGGAACAGUUUUUCUGUGGCUCCUGUACAAAAACAAGGGGAACCUUCUUUCCAGUCAAACUUACUUCAUGCAAGUGAUAACAUGGUUUCUCAAGUGGGGCAAUCUCUGGAUAAGGUAUCUUCUACAUGUUCUUCAGCUAAAGGCAGUCCAGACCAGAGCAGUGAAGGGAUCCUCACUGGGAAUGGUUUUGGUGAACUACUUAAUGAGAAACCUCAACCGCGGACUUACUUUGACCUUAAUCUACCCCAUGCUCCACCAGAUUUUGAAAUGGAUGAACCCUUUACUGAAAAUGUAGACAGCCAGGGUGACCCAAAGAGGUCAUUGUUACCAUCUGAAAACAGCCAGAAGCCGGAGGAUUCCGAGGCAUUGAGAACCAAUAAUGCUGAUCAGCAGCCCACUGUAAAUGCCCGGAGGCAGAGCACAAGAAACCGGCCAUUGACAACGAAGGCGUUAGAGGCUCUUGCUAGUGGGUUCCAGAACACAAAGCGAAGGAAGAGGGGUGCAGAGGCCCUUUCAGGAGAGACCUCAAUUCCAAGGCCUUCCAGACGAGCCCGUGGCAAGGUUGGAGUUACUGGAAAUUGGGGUGUUGAAGCUGGAGUCGUGGAUUCCAAGGUUGUGGCAAUGGUGGUUGAUGGUGAGUGUAGCAGUGAUGCCUACACAAUUAGCAAGCCCCAGGUUGGAUCUGAGAAGGAUGGGACUCAUGAGUUAUUAGGGAUCACUAAACCUACAUAUCAUCCUGAAGUUUUAAUGUGUAAAGACGAUUGAUAUUGUUAGAUGGUGACAUCAUUUGGGUGUUGCAGAUGAAGAUGCAAGAAAGUUGGGAAAGAGUGGUCUGCCAGUUGGCAUGCCCAAGAACUUGUGUUCAUUGUAUUUACCAGUAAUCCAGGGAGAUCAGUGUCUCUUUUGGAUGCUUUUAUCCCAUUACAUGCAAGGAGACGAACAAUUUAUCCGUUCCAAAUGUCUGCAGUGCAUUUGGCUGCUGAAAUCAAUGAAACAUAAAGGGGCGAAAAUAAUGGUGUUUCAGGGCAGGUUAGUCACAUCUGAUGGAGCAAAACUUUGUUCUUUUGAGUAGUAGGAAGAAGAAAUGAAGUGACUUCAGAGGAAGUCGGGUUUUUCAGAUAAGAACAUUUGACAGUUUCAAUACUUAUCCUUUCCCAUAAGAUCGAUCGACAAUGCUGUAAAGCAGUUCUGACCAGCAAAGCUGGAGGGUGUCAUUCUCUUAUGUCAACUAAGGGGAGUAAUGCUUUGCGUUGUUGACUGGUCGCAUUCUGAUUGUUGUCUCUGAUUGUAGAGCCACAAUAUACACAAAUUUGGUACCCAUAAUUAUCGAUUGUGGCCGUGUUGUAAUGAACAUAGUUUCUCCCAGGUUUAUACUCCAUCUGUAUCGAAUCAUAGUUUCUACUUUUGAAUUCUUUUCUUCUUUUUUUUUCCCAGUUCUGCUUUAUUCUCACUGUGAUAUAGGAUUCAUUACAUGAACAGAACUUAUAUUCGUCCAGCUCUGUCCUAGGAAACAUGUUUUGAUGGUAGUACCUGAGUAGGAGUUGAGCA